AUGAGUGUCGGCCUGACGGACGGUUAUGACGCCCUCGAGGACGACGUCGACGAUCUAAUCCACGAUGCCGAGACUCCCGAGCGAGAGGCCUCUGCCGACGUCCUCGAGGCUGGCGACGAAGACGAGCUAGUCAAUGACGACGACCGCGAUGUCGAUACGGGCCCGGACGAAAUCUCGCAAUUUCCCGGACUCCUCGGCCUGCGCCAGAGGGGCGGGGACACCUUCGGUACAAUCGAGUCGUCUCUGCCUCUACCAUUCCCUCUCCUGUCGGCCGGCCAAGCCGUGCAUCCACUGCUCUCAGAGCUGGCUCCACUGCGACUGCUCUCCACACCAGCCGUCGGCAAGCACAGGCGAGCCUCGCCGACCGAGACAGAGGUACCGACGCCCACGCCCACGCCCACCCCGACGCCGACGUCAACAUCGGCACUGGCCAGUUACCGCACUGCGGGCAGGCUGGAGGUGUUGUUGGCCCGGCUGCGGCGGGAGCAUCGCCUCAGAAUGCAGAUUCUGCUGAUCCAAAAAGCCGUCUGGCAUGCACGUCUUGAGCGCAUCUCGCUGAUGCGUUUGCGUCGUCCGAUGCCACGACUGGCGUCGGCCAAACUGGUGAAGACAAAGACGGACCUCACCUCGACUCGGCGGGUUGCCACAGCGACAAAGCGUAGACGAACCGGGUCAGCUGAUUCGGUGUCAGGCCGUGGCUUUCCCGCCCCGACGGAGGAGGUGUCGACGAGGGCAAGAAGGAAACGAAGGCGGCUCGAGACUGCCGAUGGAGCCGGAGCUGGGCCAGGCCUGACGGAGACCCUGUUGACGUCGAGAUUGGCCAUGAUGCAGUCUGGACAAGCUGGUUGA
Molecule: messenger RNA, 849 nt
Organism: Protopolystoma xenopodis
Lineage: Eukaryota; Metazoa; Platyhelminthes; Monogenea; Polystomatidea; Polystomatidae
Source: the annotation of a GenBank genome assembly